AUGGAAGGAACAAUUCCUCUGGAGAUUUCAUUGCUGGGGAAAAGCUUGCAGUCAAUCGAAGUAAAUCUGCAAUUGGAACUCAAGGGAACCAUCCCAACUGUGGUUGGGCUGCUGAAAAAAAUGACUCGAAUAAUGUUGAGUGCGACAAGCAUUGAUGGCUCCCUUCCAACCGAGUUUGGUCAACUGCAGAGUCUCCAGCUCCUUCAACUCUAUAUGACACCAAUUCAUGGGCAUAUUCCUUCUGAGAUUGGACGAAUGUGCAACUUAUCAGCAUUUGCUGUGGGGAGAACUGAUCUAACAGGUUCAGUACCAGAAGUCAUUCACAAUGCAAUACAGCUUCGUUCGCUUGAACUAUCAACCCGAAGCAUUGCAACAGUAGUGUCAAUUCCAUCUGAGCUUGGCGAGCUGACAGAACUGAUAAGCCUCGUUUUGUUGGACUGGAAUCUUCACAGAACUAUUCCAAACCAGCUUGAAAAAUUAGAGAAGUUGGAAGCCCUGAACUUGCAUGGGAAUUAA
Seminavis robusta is the source of this 516-nucleotide messenger RNA. The record is from the annotation of a GenBank genome assembly. Lineage: Eukaryota; Bacillariophyta; Bacillariophyceae; Naviculales; Naviculaceae.